Messenger RNA from Aspergillus melleus, 1725 nucleotides. Its product is annotated as putative C6 transcription factor. The transcript is spliced from 6 exons. The record is from RefSeq and is a predicted model, not a curated record. Lineage: Eukaryota; Fungi; Ascomycota; Eurotiomycetes; Eurotiales; Aspergillaceae. Gene Ontology annotation, biological process: DNA-templated transcription. Gene Ontology annotation, molecular function: DNA binding; zinc ion binding. The coding region runs from base 1 to 1725 and encodes 574 amino acids.
AUGCCUACCCUGCAAGCAAGCGAAGAGAAAGGACGCCCGCCGCCUUGCAAAGCAUGCCAGAACACCGAUGCCGAAUGUGUCUUUGACGAGACCCUCGACCUCAGACGCAAAGUCGCCGCUAAACGCACUCUCGGAGAGCUAGAAUAUUAUCGAGGACUGCUGAACUCUUUGCUGGAGUCACUCAGAUCUCCGGAAGACGACAAGAUCCAGUACAUACUGAGUACUAUCCGACAGACUCCUUCUCUGAAGGACGUUGCCUCCGCUGUAGAUGCGCCGACUAUGGAUAUGAGUGAUGCGACAUCGGAUAAUUUCAAGGGAGGAAACUCCACAGAGGACGCCAUUGCUCAGCAUGAACGUUUGCUUGUAGAUGUUCACUCGAGGAUAACCUUAGAGAAGCUUUGUGAUGUUCCCGUGCUCCGAGUACCUGCCAAACCUUGGACGAGAGUCACCGAAGACGAGCAGCUCGUCUCGCAUUUGAUCUCUUUGUAUUUCACGUGGGACCACCCACUGUCCCAACUCAUUGAUCAAAGGAUGUUCAUCAAGCACAUGAACAAAGGUGACACGAACUCAGAGUUCUGCAGUCCGCUUCUCGUAAACAGUGUCCUCGCAAUGGCAAGUGCAUACUCCGAUUUCCCCGAAGUCUUCUCCUCUCCCGGCGAUUUGACCUCGAAAGGCAAACAAUUUUAUGCGGAAGCAGAGAGACUGUGGAUGGCCGAAGACGGGCAUGCGUCGUUGACCAAUAUCCAGGCUGUCGCUCUUAUGAGCUGCGUGUUGAGCUUCCAGAUGAAGAGAAAAGCAAGUUGGCUAAUGCUGAGGCAAGCCGUGCAGCUUGCGCAAGACAUUGGAAUGUUCCAAUCCCCCCGGUCGAGCCAUAAAGAGUGGAAGAAGACACGCAUUGAUGUGCAGUAUGCCGGGGUUGUAACUGCUUGGGGAUUAUUCGCCCUGAAUUCUCAAGUCUCCCUGGAAUCCGGAAAAGUCGCAAACCUUGCACGCCCCAGAUUCAAGCCGUUUAACCGAAACAGGCUCGAUGACGAUGUUGCAUGGGUACCCUAUCCUCGUUCGAACCAGAUAGAUUACGACGCAAAGCCGGCUUUGCUCGCGUCAAUCAUGUUUCACUCGACGGACCUGACGGAAAUUGUAGUGGAGAUCCAGGAUUUAUUAUAUGACAAGGCGCUCGACUGGCGAAUGGAGGAUACGUGGGCAGCGGCAAACAAUCUAUACACUCGUUUAGGGACGUGGUUGGAAGGACUGCCUGAAACUUUGCAAGUGGACGAGGAACAAAUCCCGCAAAUACUGUAUAUGCAUAUCAACUACCAUUAUACCACCAUCUACCUGUCCGGGUUUUUCCUCGACCACGAAGAGAGAACAUUACAGCCGGCCCAAAUCGAGCAGGCCAGAUUGGCCCAGCUGCAGUCGGCGAACCAGAUCGCACAUUGCCUUCGAAUUUAUCACGAGUCUUACGGGCUCCGGCAUGUGCCUCGAAUGAUGCUUGGGCCCACCAACAGAAGCGCCCUGGCCUUGCUGGCCGCUCUAGAGGACGAAGAGCUCAAGGAAUCCUUCAUCGAGUUGUGUCGGUUUUUGGUCGCCUUCAGCAAGAGGUUCUCGCAGGCUCAAGCCAUGAUCCACAUGAUCGAAAAAACCGCCCGACAGAUGAAAAUUGCACUGCCCCCGGAGGCUAUUGCCGUGCUCGAUCACAAAGAGCUGGAGACAUCUCAAUGGCUGUAA